AUGAGACCUCAAUCUCUGCUUCUUCAAACCUUGGCCCUUGUGCUAUGCUGUAUCCGGCUGGCGUUUGCCGUUGAUUCCAGUCACCAACGGGUUGAACAGCUUGACAAGGUACCGGAUGGCUGGUCAAGAGGGGAUAGACCGUUGGCCUCUAAGCUUAUAAAAUUCCGAUUAGCGAUUACCCAGCAUAAUGCUGGAGAGUUCGAGCAAAAGGUCAUAGAGCUCUCAACCCCAGGUCACGCGAGCUAUGGCCAACACAUGAAAAGAGACGAAGUGAAGAAAUUCCUGAGCCCAUCUCCAGACGUUUCAGACAAGAUAAUUGAAUGGCUGCGGUCAGAAAAUGUUCCCCCAAGUUCUAUCAACUUAAAUAGCCAUUGGAUCUCGUUCACUGUUCCAAUUUCACAGGCCGAGCAGAUGUUGAAGACGCAGUUUUUCUACUUCUAUCAAGAGGCCCACCAAAGCGUCGCCAUUCGAACUCUUGGCUACUCUGUGCCUAGAGCCUUACAUCCCUACAUUCAAUUGAUUCAGCCUACAACUCGAUUCGGCAAUGUCGUUCCUCAAAAGAGCUCCACACUCGAACGGGAGCCAGCGACUGCUGGGCAACUAGCUGCUGGAUGUAAUACAACUAUCACGCCAGACUGCCUUCGGGAUCUGUAUGGAAUUGAUAACACGACCACCAGACCCGAUUGGCGAAAUCGACUGGGGAUAUCUGGUUUCCUGGAACAAUAUGCUCGCCACGCUGAUUUCGAUGAGUUUUUGCGUCAUUACGCCCAAAGCCAAACAGACACAAACUUCAGUGUAGUCUCGGUCAACGGCGGCCGGGAUGGUCAAGACUCUAUGUCCGAUAGUGUCGAAGCAAAUCUAGAUGUACAGUACUCCAUACCGCUGGCGGAUGAAGUGCUAGCAACAUUUUAUAGCACCGGGGGGCGAGGCCCUGUUGUCCCCGAAAUAAAUCACCCAGACCCCACCAUAUCAACAAACGAGCCAUAUCUUGAACAGCUCCAUUACUUCUUGGAUCUCCCAGAUGAAGACCUCCCUGCAGUGCUAUCUAACUCAUAUGGAGAAGAUGAGCAGAGUCUUCCAGCGUCCUAUUUAAACGCAACUUGCAGCCUAUUUGCCCAGCUCAGUGCCCGGGGCGUUUCAAUACUUUUCAGUAGCGGAGAUGAUGGCCCGGGACGUGCUUGUGUGAGAAAUGACGGGACGAAUCAAACAAGAUUUCUCCCUGUAUACCCAGCUUCUUGUCCAUUUGUUACCUCAGUGGGAGGAACAUACAACAUCAAUCCCGAAAGAGCGGUUUCCUUCUCUGGAGGCGGGUUUUCUGAGGUGUUCCCUCGUCCCCAGUACCAGCAACAGGCAGUGAAUGACUACCUUCGCCAUCUUGGAAAUCGAUGGAAUGGACUAUACAAUGGCACGGGAAGAGGAUAUCCCGAUGUAUCAGCUCAAGCCGCGAAUUUCAUUGUUCGAGACCAAGGCGAGUGGAUCUCAGUCCACGGUACAAGUGCUUCAGCACCAGUGGUUGCAGGUAUUGUUUCUCGGCUCAAUUCUGCCCGUAUUGCCCAGGGUAAGCCCCGAAUGGGCUUCCUGAACCCAUGGCUUUAUAGCCACGGGCGUGAAGGAUUCACGGAUAUUGUUCUCGGCGGUUCUUCGGGCUGUAGCUGGGCUGCUGUCAAUGCUACUCUUCGGAUACAGAAUGCAAGUUGGGAUGCGACCGAAGGGUGGGAUCCGGUGACAGGGCUAGGCACACCCUUGUUCCGUACACUUGUGACAUUGGCAUUAUCAGAUGAUGUGUAG
This is a messenger RNA of Penicillium griseofulvum, 1788 nucleotides long. Its product is annotated as S53 family peptidase. Gene Ontology annotation, biological process: proteolysis. The record is from RefSeq and is a predicted model, not a curated record. The transcript is spliced from 2 exons. Gene Ontology annotation, molecular function: serine-type endopeptidase activity; tripeptidyl-peptidase activity. Lineage: Eukaryota; Fungi; Ascomycota; Eurotiomycetes; Eurotiales; Aspergillaceae. The coding region runs from base 1 to 1788 and encodes 595 amino acids.